AUUCGAAGUGGGGUCCACGGACUUUUUUACCCUUUUAUUUGUAUAUAUUCCCAGUUAAGGUACGACGGUUGGGGCAGAGACGGCGAGAGAAUGCAAAGAGCGAAUCCAAAGAGAAGCAACACUAUGGAAGAUAGAAUCAGUGAGCUGCCCAAUGAAAUUCUUGUACACAUCCUGUCUUUUUUAUCGUUGAGGAAUGCUGCACGAUCUGGCAUCCUCUCGAGAAGAUGGAGACACUUGUGGAAAUCUGUUCCUAGAUUAAAUUUUGAUUUUGUAAACAAGUUAGGACCUGGUCGGGAUUCGAAAGGCUUGGACAAAUACCAAUUUGUCGACUGGGUUAAUGGUGUCUUAGACCUCUAUCAGGGGAAAAGUCUUGAUGAAUUUAGAAUUCAUUGCACCUUAGGUGUAGAUCUAGCCUCGCACAUUGAUAGUUGGAUUCACUUUGCGAUAGCUAAAAAGGUUAAACGGAUGGAUCUUGACUCCCUUACUCGUAUGGACUUCUUCCCUGUUUCAUUAAAAUAUACAUUCCCAUCUUGUUUCCCAGUGGAAACAGUAACCUCUGUUGAAUAUUUGUCGUUAUCUUCAUGCAUUCUCACUCUUCCGGGCAUCGGGAAAUUCAGGUCUCUUAAGCAUCUUUUCUUGGAGAGGGUUGAAUUGGUUGAUGAGGUUCUCCAACACUUGUUGUCUAAUUGUUCAUCUCUUGAGUACCUAAGCCUGCAAAGAGCAGCUAAUCUAGUCAGUGUAAAAGUUGAUGCUUCAUCCUCAAAUAUGAAGUGCUUGACAAUCUACUAUUGUCAUAGCUUGAAAUGUGUUGAUAUUUAUGCUUCGAAUCUCAUAACAUUUACAUAUGUUGGGCAUAAGGUUCACUUGAAAAGUGCUCCACGCCUUACUGAGGUCUCCUUUUGUGUCGGCAAUCAUUCGUGUGAUGAUCGCUUGACUUAUGCUGGCGUGCAAUUUGCUGGCAACUUGCAUCAGCUAGAAAAACUAGUCUUGCAGGUCAGCCCUCAUGAGGUUAGCAGGGGAAUUGGCAUAUUACCUACAUUAUGCAAUCUUAAAGUUUUGGUAUUGUGGGUUUCUGGUAAAGAAGACAGCGUGACAGCCUUCAUUCAUCUUCUAGAUUUAUCUCCUUUACUCCGUAGAUUUGAGCUGCAUUUAAUGUAUCUGAGGAGCCAGCCUGGUCCAAGUAGAACAGAGAUUACAUCAGAGUCUGUGCACCAACAACUCGAGGAGAUUGAAGUAGGAGGAUUCUUUGGUUUCGAAGACGAAAUUCAACUGCUUGAGCACGUGGUUAAAAAUGCCGUUGCUUUGAAGAAGAUUGUUAUCGAUCCUUGCAGAAAAGAUUUGAGUGCUUCUGGUAAAUCUGUUGAAGCAGGCAGCUCAUUUCCUUUUAAGGAUAGAUUGCAAACUGCAAGGAAGCAUGCCCAGCAUUUUUGUGAGAGAAUCCCUUCUAGCAUCAAUGUAGUAAUCUUGUAACUUCUGUACAAAAAUAAAAAUCCUAUGAUUAUAUGUGUUAUUUAAUUCUAUUCUUGUGACAUGUAUUCAUCAGAUGCUUUUGAUAUGUUAUAAAUAAAGGCUUCUUAUCAGUA
This is a messenger RNA of Theobroma umbraticum, 1583 nucleotides long. Its product is annotated as F-box/LRR-repeat protein At3g26922-like. The record is from RefSeq and is a predicted model, not a curated record. Gene Ontology annotation, molecular function: protein binding. NCBI's taxonomy places the organism in Eukaryota, Viridiplantae, Streptophyta, Magnoliopsida, Malvales, Malvaceae.